Messenger RNA from Echinostoma caproni, 660 nucleotides. Lineage: Eukaryota; Metazoa; Platyhelminthes; Trematoda; Plagiorchiida; Echinostomatidae. The record is from the annotation of a GenBank genome assembly.
AUGAGGAGCGGGAAUUUAAUUUGGGCUAAUGAUAUAAGCACCUCGUUCCGAACUGAUCGCCAAGCAGGAAGUUUUCGACAUCGUAUGGAUAUGCAAGCCGGUGAAACUUGGAAGUUAAAUCAGGAUUUUCUACUUGGGAAUCUACAAGACUUUUCCCAAGAUAUGCGUCAUUUGCCGAUCGAGGCAGCCUUUGAUAUUCGUGCCCCGAAUGGCACACAUAUCGUGAUAUUUGUCAACCGAGUCAAAGCACCACAGGCUUUCUCCUGGACAUGCAACCCAGAUCAACUUAUGGAUGAAAACCCGCGAUUCCGUUGUUUGAGAAAGUCCCCACUGUAUUUUGGCCCGACAUCGGACUCGCGGAUCAGUUCCGAAACCAAUCUCCGACUGAACAAGAUAGCAAUGCAAGACCCGAGCUCGAUUAUUGACGGUCGACAUACAUUGUUCGAGGUGUAUGAGAAAUGGAGUAUAUCCGCCUAUUCACCACCGUGUCCAAAAGUGCGUCGAUUCUGUGACGACACGGUUGGUUUGCCAAAAACAGAGAAAGCAAUGGAAUGGCAACGACAUUUCAAUUUCCGCUAUCCCCGUGCCGUGAUUCGUAUCCUUCUACCAUCCAUUUUGGAAGAANUUGGAAGAACCACCAAAGAUGAAUCUGACCCGUAA